AUGGGUACAAGAAAACGUACUUCUAAGAGAACCUCCACUCGUAUGAGGGAAGGUAUAAAAAAAAAGGCAGCCGCUCAAAGACGUAAGGAGAAAAAGAUUGCAAAGAAGGAUCCAACAUGGAAAUCAAGAGUCAAAAAAGAUCCAGGUAUCCCAGCCAAUUUUCCCUAUAAGUCUAGAAUUUUAGAGGAAAUUGAAGUAGCGAAGUUGAAAGCUCAGGAGCAAAAGGAGCUGGCUAAACAGCAAAGGUUAGAAGCUAAACAAAGACUUUUGGAACAGGGUGAUGGUAUCACGGACGAUGGUGGUGAAAUUAGUGAGGAAGAUGAUGCUAAUGGGUUAGCUGCAUUGGUUGAGUCAGCUCAACAAGCGGCAAAAGAAUAUGACAAUGAGGGAGACGAUGACAUUGCCAACGAAGACCUGGAUAUUGUUAACUACGAAAUCGAUUUUUAUAAUCAUGAUGAUUCUACUGAGCAGGGUGAGUCGGAAUUAGAUAAAUCGAGAAAAGCUUAUGAUAAGAUUUUUAAGACUGUUGUCGAUGCUUCUGAUGUUAUCUUGUACGUUUUAGAUGCAAGGGAUCCGGAAGGGACUCGUUCAAGAAAAAUUGAACAAGCUGUUCUACAAAGUCAAGGCAAAAGGUUGAUUUUAAUUUUGAACAAAGUUGAUUUGAUUCCACCAUAUGUUUUAGAGCAAUGGUUGAACGUUUUAAAAUCCAGCUUCCCAACAAUUCCCUUGAGAUCUGCGCCAGGUGCAACUACAAGCACGUCCUUCAAUAAGAAAUUGACACAAACCGUUACUGCUAAUGCUCUGCUUGAAGCCUUAAAGACCUACUCUACAAAUAGCAACUUGAAGAGAUCUAUCGUGGUUGGUGUUAUUGGUUAUCCAAAUGUGGGAAAAUCUUCCGUGAUCAAUGCUCUGUUAUCUCGUCGUGGUGGUACCUCUAAAGCAUGUCCUGUAGGAAAUCAAGCAGGUGUCACGACAACUAUGAGAGAGGUCAAAGUGGAUAAUAAAUUGAAAAUCUUGGAUUCUCCCGGUAUUUGCUUCCCCAGUGAAAGCAAGAAAAUGCCAAAAGUUGAAAAGGAGGCUGAACUAGCUUUAUUGAGUGCUUUACCACCAAAAUACAUUAUUGAUCCUUAUCCUUCCAUAUUGAUGCUCGUAAAAAGAUUAUCCAAAUCUGAAGAAAUGACAAAUAGUUUCAAAAAACUAUAUGAUUUACCCGCAAUUCCUGCAAAUGAUGCUGAUACGUUCACUAAACACUUUUUAAUUCAUGUUGCACGUAAAAGGGGAAGAUUGAGUAAGGGUGGUAUUCCAAAUUUAGCAAGUGCAGGUAUAUCUGUUUUAAAUGAUUGGAGAGAUGGUAAAAUUUUGGGCUGGGUAUUGCCCAAGGCCUCAAAAGUACUUUCUGAUUCUCAACCUUCAGGCAGUGCAAUAGGUAAUGGUGUUUCAUCGGCACCUAAAAAGGUAGAAGACACAUCAAUCGUAACAGAAUGGUCUAAGGAAUUCGAUCUAGAUGGAUUGUUUUCCAGUCUUGACGAUGCCAUCAGUGCCGAAAAGGAACAAGACAUUGUCGAUCACAAUUAG
Messenger RNA from Zygotorulaspora mrakii, 1575 nucleotides. RefSeq names its product RNA-binding GTPase NUG1 (gene NUG1). Lineage: Eukaryota; Fungi; Ascomycota; Saccharomycetes; Saccharomycetales; Saccharomycetaceae. Gene Ontology annotation, molecular function: GTP binding. Bases 1 to 1575 code for a protein of 524 amino acids. Gene Ontology annotation, cellular component: nucleolus. The transcript has a single exon. The record is from RefSeq and is a predicted model, not a curated record.